This is a messenger RNA of Ceutorhynchus assimilis (cabbage seed weevil), 408 nucleotides long. The record is from the annotation of a GenBank genome assembly. NCBI's taxonomy places the organism in Eukaryota, Metazoa, Arthropoda, Insecta, Coleoptera, Curculionidae.
AUGUUUAAAUGUGAUAAGUGUGAUAAACCAUUCAAGCAUCAAACAAAUGUCUAUAGACACAAGAAGGAAUCGUGUGUUUUCCUUUGUCCAGGAACUCUGAUUAAAGUAGAUGAAGAAAAACCCAAAAUUCCCAAACUAAUCUUGAAACGUUUUGCUGAUAUCUGGUUUAUUAGAAGCAGCCAAUCAAAAGCCAGCAUUUGUGCCAGAAAAAAUAAGAGCGAAUACUAUAAAUUUCUGGAGCUAAAGAUGGAAAACCUAGAUGAUUGCCCCAUUUGCUUCGAGACCAUAGAGAAAAAAGGUGUCAGUCAACCAAAUUUGUGUAAACAUCAAUUUUGUUUAAAAUGUUUAUUUGAGUGGACUAAAACAAAUGAAACUUGUCCUAUGUUAGAAAAUUUUAUUAUGCAAUAA